UGUGGUUUCAUUUUUGCACAAGGACAAGAACGAACUUGAAAAUAUAUUUUGUCCAAAAAAAAAAAAAUCAGGAUUAUCAGCAUGUCUGUAUUCAGUGACAUCCAGAUAGCCAUACCUACCUUUUCACAUAAAACUGUGUGAUGUCAUGUUAUUAUGCUGCAAACAGUCAGCUGAUGGUCUUCAUCAAGCAUGUAAAUAUUGGGGCUUUCAGUAUGCUUAAAUGGAAUUUGUGUCAUGCCUGCCAUGAAAGGUAUUAGCCUGGUAAUUUUAAAUUAAUUUGACAUUUACAAAAGUAACAAUCAACCCAGAGUUAAGUCGUGUUGAGAAACUCUUCUCACAAAUAAAAGGUGGUCAUUGGAGUGUUUUUUUAUUUUUUUUAAAGAGCAACUCGUAACAUUUAAGAAUGAAAGUUUCUGUUUGUAUUGUAACUAAGAUCUCAUUUCUGUUUGUUCUCUAAGGCCAGUCCUUUGUCUGGACACUAGUGGCACAUUUCUGACUCGACCUUUUAGAUGAGAACAUACCAUCAGGUGGCGCAAAGGGAUAUGUGACGAAUUUUUAAUAAUAAAGUCAUUAAUUUAUUUACAUGGCGAGAGAGGAGAAGCCGCAUCUUGACAGGGACGGGGUACGGGGGUCAUACAAUAGCAUCUAUGAGGUUUAUUUAAGCUUAAUAUAAUGAAAACAAGCCGAUGACAGAAGGUGUAGCGCAGCAUGAGGAUAAAAUUGAACUGAUUAAUAAGGCAGACGGACAGUCAUUCCGCUGAGUCUAUAUCACUGAUCUCGUCUUUUCUGAGGAGCGAUUUUUUUUUUCCCACCGCACGACUUACUCAAGAAUAGGGGCUACAUCCCGAAGAUGGAGUUUGGAGAAAGAAAGAGGAGAAGGAAGUCACAGAGCUUUAAACUGGUCACGGAUGAAGAGUCUUCAUAUAUGAUGAAUUCCAACUCAAAAGUUGCAAAUAGAGCGACCAUGGAUGCUGCUUUGCCUGAAGUAGUUUUGGUUGGAGAUGAAGGCAUGGAGAUCAAGAAGCAAAUCACAGGAAUGAUGAGGCUUCUUAGUGAUAAGACUGGCAGGUUUUAUCAGCGUGUGGGAGCAGAGCAGGACGGCUUGGCAGCGGAGCCCCAAGACAGUCCUCUGACCUGGGUACACCAGUCUGCAGCUUUAUCAGAGGAGCAACAGAGCAGCAGUUGGAGCUCUGCAGGGGAGCCAGGGCCUUCAUCUUCAUCCAUAUCCACCUCCAUCCAAAAUGGUCCAGGCUGCGGCCAGUACAGCACCCGCUCAAAAACUACGAGGAACCUCAACAACACCACCACCAAGGAUCUGAAUAAAAGGAAUGAAGUUAACGAUGUACUCCCUCCUGCGGAGCCGGACACCCCGUGCUGCAUGUGUAACUGUAAGGGCACCUUGCAGGCUAUUUUGCAGGAACUGUGUGCCAUGAGGAAGCUGAUGCAGAAUCAAAAAGUGUCCUUGGAAAGACAGGAACAAGCAGCAUCUCCAUGCCAACCUCCUCGUAUUGGUCAGGGCCCCACUCCUCGCUGCAGGCCCCGCAAGAGGAGACCAAUCUACAAAGUGGCCCCCCUCACUGUGCCUAGUGCGAGAAGAGCUACUCCUCCUGCCCCUCUGGAGGCUUCCACCUAUAUGGCUGUGCCUGUAGAUGCUCGAGAGGAGGAGGGAUGUGAGAAGGAGCAAAACUCAUCCACAGCCAACAGUCACCCGGCUUGCUCCGAGGUUUCUGUGCUGCCAUGUCAGAAUAAUCCGGUAACCGUGGACAACGCACACAAUGCUCGACUGAACAUAACGAAGGAGCCUCAGUUGUUAGAGUCUGAGGUCCGUCUCGCUAAGGAUUAUGACGUGUAUAUAUCAAAGGCUCAGCUGGACUCCAUCCUUGUGAACUACACACGCUCUGGCAGCCUGCUGUUCCGCAAACUGGUUUGUGCCUUCUUCGAUGAUGCUACUCUGGCUAAUUCCUUGCCAAACGGUAAAAGGAAGAGAGGCCUCAAUGACAACCGAAAGGGCUUGGACCAGAAUAUUGUGGGCGCCAUUAAAGUGUUUACAGAGAAAUACUGCUCGGAACAUAGAAUAGAGAAGAUGCCCGGGCCUCGGGACUGGGUUCAGAUCCUUCAAGAUCAGAUCAAACUUGCCAGGAGGAGGCUGAAAAGAGAAGGUGUAGAAGCAGAAGAAGUCUUAACUAGACCUUCCACAAGAUGCAACUACAACAGGCCUGCAAGUGUGGAGGUGACAGUAGUGAACAUGACUGGAUGAUUGCAGGGCUGCCACAACGGCCUUAAAGCAGAUCUAUUGUCUCUAUUAUUUAUCCAACCUGAUGCAUUUAGCAAAUUUAGAAUAUUUAUUUUGCAGCUUGACUUGUGCUUCAUGCAGCCGAUGUAAAGGGGGAAAA
Labrus mixtus (cuckoo wrasse) is the source of this 2393-nucleotide messenger RNA. It is a transcript of the gene bend7, whose product is annotated as BEN domain containing 7. The record is from RefSeq and is a predicted model, not a curated record. The transcript is spliced from 10 exons. NCBI's taxonomy places the organism in Eukaryota, Metazoa, Chordata, Actinopteri, Labriformes, Labridae. Gene Ontology annotation, molecular function: DNA binding. Bases 851 to 2257 code for a protein of 468 amino acids.